This is a messenger RNA of Drosophila novamexicana, 1317 nucleotides long. Its product is annotated as trypsin alpha-3-like. The coding region runs from base 21 to 1094 and encodes 357 amino acids. Gene Ontology annotation, biological process: proteolysis. The record is from RefSeq and is a predicted model, not a curated record. Gene Ontology annotation, molecular function: serine-type endopeptidase activity. NCBI's taxonomy places the organism in Eukaryota, Metazoa, Arthropoda, Insecta, Diptera, Drosophilidae. The transcript is spliced from 4 exons.
UUUUGAUACAAAUAGAACAAAUGGGAGCUUCAAAAUUUUUUGUAUAUAGCCUGUUAGUCUUACUUUUAUUCGUCGAUCUGUCAGUCCCAGGUUGUGAUCAGUUUAAGUUUGCUUCGAGAGGAGGAAACUGCAAUACUCUCAACCAGCGGCGUUCACCUGCGAGCGUGAACGGCUUUUCCGUGACACCCUCGAACAGGUCUCAAGUCGAUGUUCGAGGGGGUGAGCCUGCGCCCCAGACACUUAGUGACAACUUUAGCCAAAACUCAAGCACCUAUGAUGAGGACAAUGAUGAAUUUCACUUUCUAGUAACCGGCGGCUAUCGUCGCGAAAAUGAUGUACUGGUUAAAUAUUUAGUUUCGGUACAACUUAAUGAAAAUUAUUUAUUCUUUGGCCAGAACCAUCAUUGUGGCGGCAGUUUAAUAUCUAAGACAGUGGUUCUAACAGCAGCCCAUUGUAUGUUUGUUAACCACAAAGCUCUCUCUAAAAAUGAUUUAAUGGUAGUUGCCGGUACACCGCGUCGCUUAUUGAAGACAAGUAACACCCAAGAAAGAAAAGUAAAAAAAAUCAUACCGCAUCCAAAGUACACCACUCAUGACGUACACGAUGAUAUUGGCCUAAUACAUCUUAAAAGCGAGAUGCAACCAGAUGGAAGUUUUGUCGCCAUUAUACCCAUAGCUGACGAGGAUUCCCCUGCUGGAUUGGAGUGCACAGUCAUUGGUUGGGGUGCUAUUUUUGAGGGUGGCCCAAUACCCGACGAGGCAGUCAGAGGCGAUUUGAUUAUCCUUUCAGAUAAGUUUUGCUAUAACUUAAACGGUUUUGAUGAAGGCAUGAUAUGUGCCUCUAACCCGGCGGAUUUCGAAGUGGACGCUUGCCAGGGUGAUUCGGGUGGACCGCUAUUUAGCGAAGGAAAAGUGGUGGGCGUUGUGUCCUAUGGUAACGGUUGUGGGCGAUUGAAUUCCGCCGGCGUUUACGCCGAUGUGUACUACUAUCGCAAGUGGAUAGAGCGUAAUGCAGCAACGUGCUCAUUGCCAUCCUGGUUUCGGCUUCCACUGAUCACGCUGGCAAUGCACGCUCUGCGAGCUCACUGUCUUUAGAACGUGUGCUUGGGAUCUCUUUAGAUGCGAUAUUGAGUUGUACUCUGGCAAAUAUGAAUAUUCUGAGCACACCCUGUUUCUUCAGGAACAAUUUAUAACUUCAGCAUGACUUUCCUUAACAAAGGAAUCCUGUUUCAAAUACAAUUUUACAUGGAUAUUACAAAUAGAAUCAGAUUGACAGAAUUGAGAGAUGUAUUUAUAAUUGACUCCCCAUAAUAAAUUU